GUGAGAUGUGAAAUCGGCUCGGCCAUCAUGGGAUACUGCUUCGAGGAAGCGGCGUUCGAAGCAGACGACUUCCACCCCGCGACAUUCUUGGAAGAAUGCCAAAGCCGUAGCCCAAUUGUUCAAGUGCACCAUGACCUGGAAAAUUUUAUGCAGUCGCUCGAGAACCAGCUCGUCGCAAUCAUCGACAAAGACUACGCCGAGUUCCUGCAAUUGUCCGUAAAGCUCAAAGGAGUGAACAGUGCUGUCUUAUCGUUGAGAAGUCCACUGCUGCACAUCCUCGAACGCGUCCAUGCUGUCAAGGCAGCCGCCCAUACAUUGGUGCACAAAGCAGAAGCCCACGUGGCGCAGUUAGCGCAGUUGCAAACGCACAAGGCAAAUCUGCAGCUCAGCAUCACCAUUGCCGAGAAAUUCCACUCGGUCGAGUCGUUGCUUGGGAUUGCGUCGAUCUCUCAUGCUGCUAAUGCAGAAGUCGAUGUUCCGUUCAUUUCUGCCGAGCAAUCGACCCUCCUCGAACGAGCUGCGCGGCUUGUCCUUGAACUCGGCAGUCUAUUGGCACAAGGCGUCGACGUCCCGACCAUCUCGGCCGAGGAGCCACGGCUCGCACUGGUCGAACGCACUCUUCGCCAACGCCUCGAGGCAGAACUCGCGACAGAGAUCGUCCCAGAUAGCUUUUACGCUCGCGAACACGUGAUCAACACGACCAACGUGAACCACCUCCUUCGCGCCUACGUGCUCCUUCAAGAAGCAUCGAUCGCUGAAGCCAUGGUCGCCCGACUCGUCAUGCAGCCGUUCCUCGACGAGACGAUGACACGAGGUCGACUGGACGGUCGGCACCGCGGAUCAUGUGAGGGCCUUUCGGGGAUUUACGCGGCUGUUCUCCAAUAUGUCGAACGCAAGCUCGGGGCAGUGCUGGUGCUACCAGUGUGUCAGGGCGGCAACCCCAGCACGAGCGUCGAUCUCCUUGGCCACAGCAUCUGGACGCCGGUCGUCGACACGAUGCGCGCCAAGUUGGGCGAAGUAUUCACGCCUGCCAACCCCGACCGAUUCCACCACAACUUUACAACGUCCAUGUCGUUUGCGACGUCGUUGGAGCAGCUCUGUGCAACGCCGGUAGCUGCCCAACGCUUCCGCACGACGCACGUCCAGCCGUUCCGUGACUCGUGGAACCUUGUCGUGUACUUGCAGCUGCGUCAAAAUGAACUCAACCAGGCGCUGGCAGUGAGCAAGUCGACGAUGCGGUCACUGGACUCGUUCGUGCCCCCGACAACGUCCGACAGCCACUCGUCCUCCUUUGCGUUUCCAGUGACGACUGCGACGUGGCAAGUGUUGGUGAAGACCUGGUCGGACGGCGUUGUCCUGGCGCCGUUAGUCGCGGCCUCGGCGCGGUAUUCGCUGACAGUGUUGUCGCAAUAUGCAUCGUACUGGCGCGACCCGCUCGAGAAAGCGUUGGCCUUGGUGAAAUCUGCCCAAGGCAACGCCAAGACGAUGAGCUUGACGGAAGUCCACCACGCCGGGCUCUCGACAUGCGACGACGUGUUCUGUCUCGGCAGCGACCUGCACCGCCUUGGGUUGCAGGUGCGGUUGCGUGUUGGGAGGAACUUGCCAAACGACUGACAGUUUGGAGGUCGCAGGUGAAGCGCGACUUGGUCGGGAUGAUCGCGUCCAAGGUGCCGCGAGAGGCGCUGGCGUCGGACGAAGCUGCCACAGAAUUUGCGCGGAAGCUUGUGGACGAGGUACAAGUUGCCGUGACGAACUUUACCUAGCCUCACGUUCAGCACAGCCGAUGCAAGCACUGGAGCUUCUCGAGCGCAUGUGCUGGGACGUGGCAGUCAUCGUCGUGUCGGAGGAGUGCAAAAAAGUCCUGCCUGCCGUAAGGUACGAAGUCCGACGAGCCCCAAGAGUCUGGGACGGCAUGUCAUGGUUAGAACGAUCAAAGGACAGUACCAGAUGACCAACAAACCCAUGCCGACGACGCCGUCGUCGUACGUGGCGACGGUGACGCGACCGCUCCACGCAUUCCUCGACAAGUGGCGCGACUCGUUGGGCGCAUAUGCGAUGAGUGCGGACGUGUUGUCGACGACAAUGGAAAUGUACGCGUCGUUGGCGUCGGAGCUACUCAAGUCUGCCACCGAGUUGGAAGAGUCGUUGAAGAGCCGCAAGAACCAGCGCCUCAUGGUACGCCGAUACGCUCGAUAGAGCCAACACCUCAAUAUCUUGAUCUCGGUGGUGUUGUAGCACACUUCGUCCAGCUUGGACGAUUCUAUAUCGGACACGGACAAGAUGCGGCAACAGCUGCAUUUGGACAUGCAAGAACUUGCCAGGUAGUGCUCGCUGCAUUCCCUUCCAUGCUUUUGCGACUCACUCCUGUGCAUAGGAACUCUACUGCAUUUGGUGUGGAUAUCUCUCAGUUCUCGUCGUUUCAGCGAAUGCGCCAGGACGUGGCCGCCAAGGACAUCUAGGCUGGAAGCGACCUCGCUCCAAGGUCCUAUCCAUGUCGAGAAUCUAUCGUCUAAACCUAAAUAUGCUUUGGAGUGCAUUAUUCAUUAAAA
This is a messenger RNA of Aphanomyces invadans, 2549 nucleotides long. RefSeq lists its product as hypothetical. NCBI's taxonomy places the organism in Eukaryota, Oomycota, Saprolegniomycetes, Saprolegniales, Verrucalvaceae. The transcript has 9 exons. Gene Ontology annotation, cellular component: membrane; COG complex. The record is from RefSeq and is a predicted model, not a curated record. The coding region runs from base 28 to 1614 and encodes 528 amino acids. Gene Ontology annotation, biological process: protein transport; Golgi organization; intra-Golgi vesicle-mediated transport.